Messenger RNA from Fusarium keratoplasticum, 1890 nucleotides. RefSeq lists its product as uncharacterized. Bases 1 to 1890 code for a protein of 629 amino acids. Lineage: Eukaryota; Fungi; Ascomycota; Sordariomycetes; Hypocreales; Nectriaceae. The transcript has a single exon. The record is from RefSeq and is a predicted model, not a curated record.
AUGCAGUCCCAUCUGCUAACUCUUCUCUUUCUCCUUACCCAAGGAGCUUCUUCUCUUCCUCGAAAAGCUACUGAAAAGGGAGUCCCUGCUCCUCCAAGCCCUGAACCUAUCAAGCUUCAGACCCUGCCUCUUCCACCUGCCAUAGCGGAUGACGCUGGCCCGGGAGACUGCAACUCGACCGUCAAUCCGAAGGGAACAGGCUGCACCGGGAAGACACUACAUCUCGGCUCCGGCAGCUUCUUGCCUGACGGAAAACACGUUCUCGUUCAAGUCACUUUUGUCGGCGCCCCUGCGGCACCUGACAAGGCCAGCAUCUAUACUGGAACUCAACUCAUCGCCGUCAAGACCGACGGAACCAAAUUUCCCAACGGGGAUCCUUGGAAAUGUCUGAGUUGUGGCGUCUACCGAGAGAAGACGGAGGAGCUUGAAUACCCUCAGGCAUUCCGUGAUGGGAAACGCGCACUUGGCGGCUCCUCCAUUCUCGACUGCGGGAAAUAUGAUCUAGUUGAUUCCCGUUGCACACCCCAAGUCGCAAAGUGGUAUUCUAUUCGCUGGAACACAAAUACCGACGGUUCAGGUCCUGGUGGUGACAUCAGAGAGCUUCGUCUUCACCCUGAUAACGUGCAUUUGGGCUUCAAUUCUUUCACGCAAGUCAACGGCAAGCUUGGACAGAAUGCCUACUUCUCCAAGCUCACCUUCAAUCCGUCUCCCAAAACUGGCCUUCCACUCGGUCCCCGGUAUGACCUCCUCAAUGUCACUCUACUCUUCGACCCAAAUGACCCGCAGCCGGUCGAGGUUAAAGGCGAUGAGUUGGUCAUAAACCCCGGGGCUAUUACAGUGGGAGAGCUCAGGGGCUUCACUGGCGAUGGAAAAGAGGUGACCUACGUGGGCUAUCCCGCCGAGUCAUCAAACAUUGACGCCUUUGCUGUUGACCUGACCACUGGAGCAGUCCGUCGACUAACCAGCCACCCUGAAUAUGUCGACCCUCUGGACUUUUCUCCCGAUAGUCAAUGGUUUGUCGUGAUGGAUACCCGCGGCACUGACCGACAGAUGUGGCUCUCUGCUAUGCGUCACAUCCCCCCAGUUACAGACUUGGUCAGCACGUCAGUAACAUCUGCCACACGCAAUAACGGCCGAAGACGAUUCUUUCGACCAUAUUUACUCGACAAGUACGGCGAUCGAGAAAACUACUACGGACAGAGGCUCAACGACCAAGGAUCCGGGGUGGCUGGCAGUGGUGAUUACAACGACCCUGAAUGGAAUGCCAGAGCUGAUCCUCGAUGGUCUCCUGAUGGCACCCAAGUAGUCUGGUGGGAUGAGAUUACACUUUCCCCGGCGUGCGGAGGUCAGAAUCCUCGCCUGUGCUAUCCGUCAAAGGAGCCUGGGGGCAGAGCUCAGCGUGUUGUUGUAGCAACCCUCACAAGCCGCAAGCCGCACGCGCCCGUCAAGGUUAAGACGGCAUCGGAUACCGUACCUUGGGGGAUUCGGUAUACUCCCGGCAGCACAGGCGUGGCUCGUCCUCAGCCUCCAGCCGGCAACUACACCCUCCAAGGAAAGCACAGCGGAUACGCCAAGAUCCAGCUCCAGGAUAAUUCUUCUGGAUCUCUCAGUAGUGUUAGCGUGGAAUACGUCAAGUUUUCUGACGAUGGAAAGUUUGUGCUUAACGGCACAGAGAGCGUCAAGGCUACUACAGGGUCAGCGACAUUGACCUUGGUCGACUGGCGAUCGGAUCUCGUCCAGACAGUCGGCGGAGUUGUGAACACAAAGAAGACUAGCCCCGGUGGAUUUCAGCUGUCGAUUGAUGUGCUGACCAACAUCUUUAAUGCGAAUGGGACGUUGACGACAACGGUGGAUGGCAAGACUUAUCACCAGCCUGCAAAUGGUACUUAG